This is a messenger RNA of Sparassis crispa, 663 nucleotides long. RefSeq lists its product as hypothetical. The record is from RefSeq and is a predicted model, not a curated record. Lineage: Eukaryota; Fungi; Basidiomycota; Agaricomycetes; Polyporales; Sparassidaceae. The transcript is spliced from 3 exons. Bases 1 to 663 code for a protein of 220 amino acids.
AUGGUAAAAGAGGAGAUUCCUCGCUACGACCUGCGGACGCAUGUAUGCUUCUGUCGCUCCCACCAGCGCGUCGGCGCUCUGUACGGCUCGGACGACGAGCAGGAGCAGUUCGCGCACCGGGCAUGCUGGCUAGCUGGCCUCGGCCUCCUGCCCGGCGAGAACCCAGAGGAGGUGUCGUGGAGAAAGAUCGCGUUCGAGUGCGUGGAGCGCGAUGGGUUCUGGUCGGAUCAGCCUGAGCUGCCUGUGUGUGGAGGAGAUCUGCUUAUGGUGAACGCGCAGAACAUGCGAUCUGCCAUCGAUCAGGCGGGGUACCCCGUCGAGGAGCUCUCAGCUCAUCCUGCGCUGGACUACAUUCCCGAAGAAAUACACACGUAUAGGUUUCAUGCAGAUUCUCAUCGCCCCUCCCUGAUGCUGAUUCCGCCUAACGCUGGCAUCUUGUCGGCAUCCGCGCAUUCCAUCCAGGACCAGGACGACCAGACAAUCAAAAAGCAGAGCAAUUGCACCAAGAGACGCCGGAGACGCGACGGCGUGACAGGAGGUGACCGAUCGCGUCUGAUCGCGACUCAUACGGUGCUUGCUCGCCCGCCUCGCUCUCGGGCCACAACGCUCGUGGGUGUACCCCGAGAUGUCAUCGUCAAGCCCUCACCAACGUUGUCUAUCUGA